AAAGCGGCCGUGAGCACACGUGUGGGAAAUUGCUGUCUGGGGUAGUCUUCGGUUUAGGAGAGGGUUGCUCUCGAAACACUACAUUUCCCAGUGUUCACUGUCCAAUUUUACGUCCUUAAAAUGAAAAAAGAUGGCGGCGAACAGUACCUCAAACACGGACGAAAAUAUUCCCGUUUUUGAAUAUAACGACAUAAAUACCAAACCAUUCCACGUCGGAUCAUUUAGGACCGCAUGGCUGGAGAAACUACAGCCAGUUGACUAUUCUUACGAGGAAAAGGAUGAAGAAACUCGAGAUGCCGAGUUUGUUAACGAGAUGGGAAUCGCAGCAGACACGUUAGAUGAGUUGAAAGGUAUCUGCAGCAUCAAUGCUCUUCACUGUCACCCAGAAGAUGAGCCUCCUGACACCAAGUUGGUGCCCCCCGACCCAACUCUUCAAACACUCAUACAGAGGAAGAAGAAACAGGACUACAAAGGCACGCUGAGGAUCGAUAAGAUCAGCAGGGUUGACCACUACCAAAACGAAUUGGAGAGCCUGGCAGUUGGUAAAAGACCUGAUAACCCCAGUGACUUGGUGCCAGAAGGAGAGAUCAUUCUCAGCAUCAACGUUCUCUAUCCAGCGAUAUUCGAGAGAUUUAAAUAUGUGAGGCCUCACAUGACUCUUCACAUGCUGGGCUCCCAUAGCCUGGUGGACCUCAGGGACGCCAUCUGCUGUAUCAGUGACCUGCAGGUCUUCGGAGAGUUCAGCAACACACCCGACAUGGCACCGGACUUCCUCAGCAAGGAUCACUUCAAAUCGGCCUUCUUCUACUUCGAAGGGGUCUUCUACAAUGACAUGCGUUACCCUGAGUGUCAAGACAUAAGCGAGACCAGCAUCGAGUGGGCGAAGACCAGAGACUUUCCCCCGUUUGCCAAGGCGAAAAUGGAGGACACCUGUUUCUACGAUCUGACACUGAAGGUCGGUUACCCUUACCUGUUCUGUCACCAGGGAGACUGCGAGCACGUCGUCAUAGUCACCGACAUCAGACUGGCCCACAGGGAUGACUGCCUGGACAGGAAACUGUAUCCUCUCCUUACCCACAAGCACCGGGUCCUGACCAGGAAGUGCGCCGUCUGUCACGUCUACAUCGGCAGGUGGUUAACCACAAAUGACCCAUUUGCACCAAAUGAUCCGUGCCUGUUCUGUGAGCGGUGCUUCCGCAUGCUGCAUUAUGACCAGGCAGGCAACAAACUUGGACAUUUCAUGGCCUACCCGUAUGUGGACCCCGGUGCCUUCAACUGAAACCUGCCUGUCCAUGUAAACAUCAGGGUUACCCAGGCAACUGCUGUGCAGUAUUGAUGGGGGGGGGGGCUAUUUCUGUUGGAAUAAAUGCACUUUACACAAGG
This is a messenger RNA of Esox lucius (northern pike), 1383 nucleotides long. It is a transcript of the gene snapc3, whose product is annotated as small nuclear RNA activating complex, polypeptide 3. NCBI's taxonomy places the organism in Eukaryota, Metazoa, Chordata, Actinopteri, Esociformes, Esocidae. The coding region runs from base 131 to 1279 and encodes 382 amino acids. The record is from RefSeq and is a predicted model, not a curated record. Gene Ontology annotation, biological process: snRNA transcription by RNA polymerase II; snRNA transcription by RNA polymerase III. Gene Ontology annotation, molecular function: RNA polymerase III type 3 promoter sequence-specific DNA binding; bent DNA binding; core promoter sequence-specific DNA binding. The transcript is spliced from 9 exons. Gene Ontology annotation, cellular component: snRNA-activating protein complex.